This is a messenger RNA of Blepharisma stoltei, 4219 nucleotides long. The record is from the annotation of a GenBank genome assembly. NCBI's taxonomy places the organism in Eukaryota, Ciliophora, Heterotrichea, Heterotrichida, Blepharismidae.
AUGUCCUUAAAGCAAGAAAAAAGGCAAGGUCUCUUAAUAAAAGAAUAUAGAUUUUUUAAGAAAAUCCAAAAUCCACGAAAAAUAGAUGAAUAUUUAGUGAAAUGCAUUUUGAAAGAUGUAAGAAAUCGGAAAAGCAUCGACUUGAUCAAAACUUCUUAUAUAAAUAAGCUUGAAAUAUUUGACCUUCAAAAUGUCUAUCCCUUGUUUAACUAUUUUUUAGAUCAAAAUUCCAAAGAAGACCUCUUACAAGUCAUUUUUCUUUCAAGAUCCUCCACAGAAAUUGAUUUAGCAUGCAGUAAUGCUGCAACUGUACUUGCAAAAAGUGAUUUUUCAUUUAAUAAUAUCAAUUUAAGCAAUGUGCGUAUUCCAAAAGCUGAUUUAUCUCAGUGCUUACUUUUAAACGUGAAUUUUGAAAACAGUAACUUAAAUGAAGUUAAAUUUUUGCAAUCCCACAUUAUUAACGUGAAUUUUAAAAAUUGUAACCUCAGCAAUGCAAAAUUUGGAUAUUUUAUGAAAACUAGUUCGCCAUCUGCUACAGGGCUUAGCUUCUCUCCUGAUGAGAAACAAAUUUACUAUAAAAAUAAUUAUAGCUUGAUAGAAUGGGACUUGAAAACUCAAGAAACAAAAUAUCAAGCUGACAUCAAUGAUCUUAUUUCAUCACAUAUCACUGCGAUUUAUAGCACUAACCUUAAACCAUAUUUUGUGAAAAUUCAUGGACAGUAUAUGGAAUUUUGGAACCAGCAUGAUCAAAACUAUUUAUUUAAGAUAAACACAGCGAAAAUUGUAUUUUCGCCAAAUUGAAAAUAUAUUGCUGUUCUUGAUAGUAAGUCAUGGGUUCUAAGCUGAGAUAUAGAUGUAAAUAAGCAAACGCUUGGAGGAACCAAAGGCUUCAUUUAUAAGGGUUCCCAGCUGAUUUUUUCUCCGUGCAGCAAAUAUUUAGCAAUUAUCAAAACAAGUGUAAUUUAUAUAAUUGAAACUGGUAAUUGAAGCCUUGUUAAAUCGAUAUGGGGAAAAUUUUCAGUUAAAAAAGCUUUCGCAAUUUCUUAUUGUGGAGAAUGAAUUGCGUAUGGUGAUACAAACUUAUUGCAGCUGAUAAAUUUAACCACAUCAGAUAAAACAAGAAUCUAUCUAGCACACAAAAAACUCACUCCCACCCCUCCGUGAGUGAACAAAAAAAUUUUGUUCACUCACAGAGGGGGGGGUUAAUUUUUUUUUUAAAAAAUUUUUUUUUCGAAUUUUAAAAAAAUCCCAAUUUGCAAAAAUUGGAAAGCAAAUAUUAAUUUAAUUUAUAAAAUUUUAAGUUUUAAAAUGCAAUCUGUUUUAAAAUUAAACAUAAUUAGCUCGAGAUUUCAUUAUAAUAAUUAUAACUUAUAUAUAAAAUUUUUUUUUUCCAUAAAAAAAUUCUUGUUCACUCACGGAGGGUGAGUUUUUGGGCAAAAAAUAGCGAUUUUUCUAAUGGUUUUGUUCACUCACGGAGGGAGGGAAUCAGAGGACUAUCAUUUUCUCCUUGCAACAGAUUUUUAGCUUUCGGAUCAAAUGACAGUACUUAACUAAACUUAAAAGACUUAAAGUAUUCCAUAUUUGAUGUCUCUGCUUGCUUGCUAUCACCAGAUUCUGCUUGCCCGUGGAAUUCUUUGCCUGAACCCUAUCUCAGCAGUGGCCUACUCCUGGGCCCUAGAGCUUGCACCGAUAUCCAGAGUCUCUUAUGGCUUAGAAAGAUUCCUUUUAUUCCAUGCCAUUCGAAUUUUAUGAAGGCAAAGGCUAGCCCGAUGCCUCUUGUUGGCCAUCUUGAAUGUGAACUGGCAGGGAAAAACCCGUGGCCCAAAGUCAUCCGGAUAACAAAUAACUGGACUGGAGCCACAACUAACUGACAACCAGGUUUCCACCCCAUACUGCAGCUCAAGGUAUACUAAGAGUCAUAAUUAAAAGAGCUUGAAACUCGAUUUAGGCUAUAGAGCGACUUUGGUGCUCAAAGUGAUGGUAGUCGCCAAGCAUAUUUUUUUUUGGCUACCACCAUAUUAAUUAUAUGAUAGUACAGGGUAUAUCAUGGAAUUAAAAAGUCAGAAAAUUUCUCAGAUUUUUACUGGGUUUGAGAAUAACGUGACUUCAGUGUUAUUUUCACCAUCAUAAUUAAAAUAUGGCGUCUUCGUCUGGGUGUGGCCUCCGGCCACACAUACUCGACUCAUAUUUUAAUUAUAUCCGGCAAGGUUUUGCCAUUCCGGAAAUGAGCAACAAUGCCAUGGUAAGCAAUUCUGCAGUGCAGAGCCUGGCCCAUGCUCAACCACCAGAAUGGAUUUUCUCCCCGAGAGAAAAGGAGUCUCAGGUUUGGAAAGGGUAAGCCCAGCAGAGUCUACAGGCAAUGCCUAGACCAUUCGGGCACCUACCUAGCGUGAAACUGGGCGUUACGUCCCAGGACUUGAAGAUUUUCCUUUUUUGCCGAAAGGUGACCAGAAAUUCCAUUUUUUGGAAUUUCUCGAGAGCCAACUCUCGUCAACUCAAGCAGCAGCCGCAGAAGCCCAUAGCCCGCCCACUCAACACUAAGCCACGGCUCACGCGCGUGGGAAGGAGUAGGUGUAUGUCCUGGUGACUGGUUUAUAUGGCCAGUUUGGACUAUACCGCAAAGCAGGUGAACCCUAAUACUGGGUCCUUGGUGACUGCGUCAACACUACGGCGGACGCCUGUAAAUUUAAGUUAAGUUAAGUUAUUUUCACCAUCAAGUAAAUAUAUUUCUUGAAAUGAUUCUAAUUGUAAUAUCAGAAUCUAUGAAUUUUUCCCUAAUAUUUUUAAAAACGACUAUAAUCGUCAUUAUCAAAUUCAUAUAGCCAAAAUAUCUCCUAAAGGAUCCUAUCUCUUUACUUCAAGCCCAGACAAAUCCAUCUUGUGAGACUUAACAACUUUUGCUCCAAAGCAAAUAAAGCAAAUAUCAGUCAGUGGUUCAUAUGAUGAGUAUGUAUUUUCUCCGUUUGAAACUUAUUUCGCUUUUGGGAUUUUUGGUGGUGUCCAUAUUUAUAAUAUAAAGCUUGAUGUCCUAAUUGUGCACAAAUCAAAAAACUAUGAGUGAAAUUACUUUACAUUUUCUAAGCAUGAGGAUAGUUUGAUUACUUUUGAUAGGCGUUUUUACGAAUAUUAUAGCUUUCCUGGUUUUGAAAUUUUAAGAAAAAUUGAUACUCAGGAAUUAUUAUUAAAAUUAUCUGAUGGGAUGAUACCUGUCCUAAAUCUAGUUACAAAGUCAUGAGAUAUUGAGGUAGGAGUGGUACCCCAGAGUUAAUGCAGAAAAGGUAAUUUCUAAUCCACGGCUAGACUCACAAAGUUAUAAAGGAUUACCCAAGAGCAUUUAGGGCAUCUUCUAGAUAAAUAAGGACAUUGACCAGAUCAAUAUAAAAAUCUGAGUUCAUUCUUUAGUAUACAGCUGACCAGAAAUUCGAUUUUUAGCAUUUUAUAAACCAAUAUAUCUAGUAUCUGAAGGGCACACAAACUUCUAAAUUCUUGGAGCUAGUGAAGUUCUUAUCAGAAGGAAUAACAGGUAAACCCUCUCUAGGAUUGAUCAGCAGACUUCAGAGUAAUAAGGAAGGGAGCAAGGGUUUAUAGAUUGACAGCUAGCUUCUCAGAAAUCUAAUCUAAUUCUUUUGAUACUCAUGAGGUAACUGGGCUGAACCCUUGUGGCUUAUUUAAAUCACCUUAAAGAACCAGAGAAACACAUUAAAACCUUAAGUAAUCUAAGUUCUAAGAUACUCAUGAGGUAAACGUAAUUUCUCAUAAUUUUUCUGACUGUGGGAGGUAUCAUUUGUGGAGCACAAAAUUUAAUAUUCAUAUAUGGGACUUAGAAAAAGGCCACUUGAUUAAAAGAAUGGAAUCAAAAAAAUAUUGAAAUUAUAGAUUUACUUUUACGCCUCUUUUAAAGCAAGUUGCUUCUUUUGAUUCCAAAGAAGAAGUUUUUAUUAGGAUCUGAAAUAUAAAAAUUGGAGGAGAUACUUCUUUGAAGAUUCCAGGAGUAGAAGCACUAUGUUGUCGUUUUACUUCUGAAGAAAAUUUGAUUGUAGGAGGAUAUAAAAAUGGGGUGAUUAAUGUAUGGGAUAUAAAAGCGCAGACUGUAAUAGAAAAGAUUAGGACUUUAUUUUUAAGAGAUAUUAGUUGAGUUGAAGCUACUAAGUGUCAUAUUUUGGUAAAAGAAAAAAAGAAUAUUCAAAUUUAUAAAUCGAACCAACUGGGCUACAAGUAA